Messenger RNA from Aspergillus niger, 1221 nucleotides. RefSeq lists its product as uncharacterized. NCBI's taxonomy places the organism in Eukaryota, Fungi, Ascomycota, Eurotiomycetes, Eurotiales, Aspergillaceae. Bases 1 to 1221 code for a protein of 406 amino acids. The transcript has 4 exons. The record is from RefSeq and is a predicted model, not a curated record.
AUGCCAAAAUCAUCACAGUACUCCCUGCCAGCGACCUACUAUCGCGGUGGCACCAGCAAAGCCCUUUUCUUCCGCGAGGAUGUCCUCCCAGAUCCCGGACCCCAGCGAGACCGCCUCCUCAAGCGAGCCAUGGGCUCUCCGGAACCCUUGCAGCUCGACGGUAUGGGUGGAUCCAAAGCAGUGACAUCGAAGAUUGCCAUCGUUCGUCCUUCAACACGAUCUGAUGCUGAUAUCGAUUUUACCUUCGCACAGGUAGGCGUAGCGCGGGAUUUUAUCCACUACGGUGCCAACUGCGGCAAUAUUUCUGCGGCGGUGGGACCGUUCGCGAUCGAAGAAGGGUUGGUCCAGUUCCGACCCGGGCGCUCGGUUCGGAUAUAUAAUACUGGGACGGGGAAGUUGUUGAGCGCGCAUUUUCCUGUUAGCGGAAGUGGCGCUUUUGAGCCGGAGGGGACACAUGAAAUUGCGGGUGAUCCGGGGAAGGGAAGCCCGGUAUUGCUGGAUUAUAGAUUUACAAUCGGGGCAGAGCUAUCAAGGGGAUUACUCCCUACCGGCAACGCAUCCGACAUGAUCACUGUGGCUGGAAAAGAGUUUGAAAUCACCAUCUGCGACAUUGCCAAUCUGUGUGUAUUCGCCAAUGCUCGCGACUUCAACAUCACUGGACACGAGACGGCCGCUGACCUGACCGCCAACUUAGACUGGCUGGCCAAGACGCAAGAGCUGUUGGGAAAGGCAGCCGUGCUUGCUGGAAUUCGUAUUCCGGACAGUGUAGUGAAUAGGGUCAUUGGGGAUGCGGUGGAGCUUGACACAUUGGAAAUCAGCCAUCCUGUCGGCACAAUGGCGGUGUUUGUGCAGACUGAGAUGCCGAUGAAAGACGAGCCAGUAUUCGAGACUUCUCGUUUGUUCGAACCGCCCGCCGCAUCAUGGCUGGAACUAUAUACGUACCCAGUAGCUUCAGGCCAGAUGCACCUGCGAAACGAUCAGUUUCCAAUGUUCUACCACUGGGUUAUGGGUCGCUUUCAUCUCCAAGUGACUUGUAUCUGGACUGCGUCAUUCGCAAUCGAUGUUACAAGACGUCCUGUUCAGGGUCAUAUCUGGAUUUGGCAUCAUGAUGGUUUCCUUCAUGUAUUAUUUGUCCAGACCCUGGGUGACAUGGGUGGGAAAAGUGCUUUGACCUUAUCGCAUUCCAAUGUACUCUGCGCUCAAGGAUGGUACAUGCUCUAG